This is a messenger RNA of Bipolaris maydis ATCC 48331, 1683 nucleotides long. RefSeq lists its product as uncharacterized. Gene Ontology annotation, biological process: transmembrane transport; metal ion transport. Gene Ontology annotation, cellular component: membrane. Lineage: Eukaryota; Fungi; Ascomycota; Dothideomycetes; Pleosporales; Pleosporaceae. Gene Ontology annotation, molecular function: metal ion transmembrane transporter activity. The record is from RefSeq and is a predicted model, not a curated record.
UUGUUUGUUCUCAGAAAUGUAUUUGCCGACGGUGUAAAGGCCUUGGCUGGUCAGUUCGUGCCCAAGCAUUAUGCACAUCCCCUCAUAGAUCGAUGCUGGGGCUCAAUCUCGAUUGUAGAUCAAGCUGUACUCAACACAUCACGAGAACUCUGCGACCACCUGAAGAAAAGCCAUGUUACAGCCGAUUCUCCAGUAUAUGUGGUGAGACCUAUACCCAAAGAUGGCUACUCAAAAAUACACUCGCUAGCGGAACUUGAAUAUCCAGUAUCUUCCUGCCAUAUUUGCGAAAACAGGCACUACUACGCCAGUAUUGAAGAUGCAAUUAACCAUAUUCGUUUGGUGCAUAUUUCUCCACAAAGUACCGAUGUAGAACAUCAUUCAGAAUCGCUCACGCAUUGGGUUGCAUCCACCACAGACGCGGAUCUGGAGAGUAAAACGGAAAGUCUUCUCAGCUAUCUCGAAACCCUCAAUCUACGUGUAAACAAGCUCCUGUCAAAGGCCGUGGAAAUGCGUCAGGGUGUCGCCAAUGGCUCGCAAGAGCUCGACGAUGGGUACUUUUUGCGCGCAACACUAGUCAAAGCUGCGGAGAAGAUUUUCCAAUUCGUGUACUACUCAGCGUAUAGUUUCAAUGUUCAUUGCGACUCUGGAUCUGCACCAGCAGGACCUCGGCUUCUUGUUUCGUCUCGACAACAUUAUCACGACAAAUCCGGGGCUGAAAUGUUCGCUACCCUCGCCGACCUCGCAAUGUCAAAAGCAAGAGACGACCUCUUACUCAUGACGCAGAUUGGCGAUGACGCGAGGUCAGUGUUCCACUUCAAAGCUUCGCCACAAUUUACUAUCUACCUCGGUCUUUCAGGUCUUAUAAGAAGGCCAAUUAUGUGGAAUAUGUCGAUAUUGCAAUUAUACAGAGAUCACCUGUCCGCUUUGCGCUUCAAAGCCAGCCGCAAACCUUCCAAGCUGGUGUUACGCGAGCUAUAUCUCUUGGAUGAAGAGAUUGAAAUUGUUGAGUCUGUAUACAUGCAACAAUAUAGGGCCGAAUAUAAGCUCUGGAAAGUGCUCGGAGUAGACGAGAUUGAACUCAGGCGAGAGGGUCGAGACGAAUACGUAGAGAAUAUAUUCUCCCAAUUUCGCAAAGACCUAGAAAAGGCCACCAAAGCCCUACGACACAACAUUGAGAUCACAGAGGAAGGCGACUCCAAAGCGAUUCUCAUCUUCACACUCGUCACAAUCAUCUUCCUACCUCUUUCCUUUGUAGCCUCAGUGUUCGGCAUGAACACUUCGGAUAUCAGGGACAUGGACAGUGACCAAACGCUUUUCUGGGCAAUAGCACUUCCCGUCACCAUAACCAUCGGCACGAUAUCCCUGAUAGCAGCAUACCGACACACCGAUAUCAGAGAAGGAAUACAAAAGUUUAAGGAUAGCCUCGCAAUGAAAAGGCACAGGUACAGCCAUCGCCGCCGUCCUUGGAACCGUAACAAACACAGAACAGACGAAGAGCGGGCAUAUGGUUCCAACAACGCUGCGAUAGGGAUGCUAAAACGCCGCUUCGACUCUCAACGCUCUGAUCCAUGGCUACAAAGCAAACGCUGGUCGAGCCGCAGACAAAAGACUGGUUCGCAUGGUCCCCGUGUUCUAGUCCGCACCGCGACUGGCAAAACGCUCCAUGAGAAACCCAAGCGGAGG